Messenger RNA from Colletotrichum scovillei, 3664 nucleotides. RefSeq lists its product as uncharacterized. The transcript is spliced from 4 exons. The record is from RefSeq and is a predicted model, not a curated record. Gene Ontology annotation, molecular function: ATP binding; protein kinase activity. The coding region runs from base 1108 to 3195 and encodes 695 amino acids. Gene Ontology annotation, biological process: protein phosphorylation. NCBI's taxonomy places the organism in Eukaryota, Fungi, Ascomycota, Sordariomycetes, Glomerellales, Glomerellaceae.
CCCACACUCUGCCUCGUGUGCCCAAACAUCAGAUUCCCGUCCGUCGUUCUCUUGGACCAAAGCACAGGUACCAACCGCAACCCCACGACGCUUUCUCUUUUGCGCGGCUCUCCCUUGCCAUACUUUGAGAUUGCCCAUCUCUAUCCGUACUCUGUAGGUCUCUUGAAUAUCCCCUGCUGUUUCUAUUGUGCCUACGGACUUUCAUCUAGUACCGUGGCCCGUGGCACUGACGUCUUUCCUUCCCUCUCUCCCUUUGCUUUGGCUCUACCAAAUCCACCGACUCGCGAGGAACGCGAAUUACAGCGGCCCGCUACAGUGUCUCACCACCACCUCUGGAACUUUUUUCUCUCAUCCUCACCUACCUACCUCGCCUACCUACUCACUGCUACUGUUGUGGUUUCCCCCUCCCCUUGUUUACCUCGUCAUUCUGUCUCUGCAUCUUGAAGAAAAAGGAGAGACGAGACAUUCGACACGCGACAAGAGCCCACGUACGAUUGACGCCGCCCCCUUGGGAACUAAUCACCGUUAGGCUCCGGCCGACUUUGUCUCUAGCACCUUUUUUGCUAAUCGCCCGCCUUGAACCAGAUCGCUUUCUCUCUCUUCUUAGUUUGGGCCUUCAAAACCAGCCUUCUCGGGGGCCACCUGUGACUACCUAGCCCGGUCUCAAUCGCUUCUACCUCAGCUCGACGACGACAAGCCGUAUCCGUCGUCCCCCACCGCCUCUGUCCCUCUUCAGGUCGCUCGCCCUCAACUCCAGGAUCCCCUCUUCAACCAGCUGCCCGCUGCUCGCUGCCCGCUGCCCGAGCACCAAGGGAAAAAGAGACUUUCCAGCCCGAGAAGUCAAUUUCCCGCCAACCGAACAUUUCUCUGCCUGACGACAGCAGGCAUCGGAUCAGAGACGAACCACCACCGCGCCGACGCCGAACUACCGCCAAUCCCACCGCGCUGACGAACUUUCGGACCCCUCGCAACCCCGCGAUCCUCUCCUUCGCGACAGGCGACAGCUCCCGACAGGUCAGCCUUCUGUUGUUGCGCGGCGUCAAUUGAACGACCGAUCCUUUCUGCUGGGAACACCCCACCCUCCUUUCGCAGCGCUAGACCGUAAUCAUGGGCGAUCGCGAUAGGGAUAUCGAGGAGGGCAACGAGGCGCUUGAUCCCGAGCUGCUCUACACCAAGGAAUACUGCAUCGGUGGAGGAAGCUUUGGCAAGGUCUACAAGGGAGUCGACAAGCGCACCGGUCAUGCCGUAGCCAUUAAGAUUAUUGAUAUCGAGAGCGCCGAGGAUGAGGUCGAAGACAUUAUCCAGGAAAUCGCCAUCCUGUCCGAACUGCAGUCCCCCUAUGUGACGAAAUACUACGGCUCGUAUGCCAAGGGGGCGGAGCUAUGGAUUGUCAUGGAGUUUUGUUCUGGUGGAAGCUGCGCAGACCUCAUGAAGCCAGGUCUGAUUGGCGAAGACUACAUUGCCAUCGUUAUUCGCGAGCUGCUACUCGGUCUCGAUUACUUGCACACGGACAAGAAGCUGCACCGCGAUGUCAAAGCUGCCAAUGUGCUACUCAGCUCCAACGGGCAGGUUAAACUCGCGGAUUUUGGCGUUUCGGGUCAGCUCUCGGCUACCAUGACGAAGAAGAAUACUUUCGUCGGCACACCCUUCUGGAUGGCCCCCGAGGUAAUCAAGCAGUCAGGGUACGAUCAUAAAGCUGACGUCUGGUCGCUUGGUAUCACGGCGCUGGAGCUUGCCAACGGCGAGCCACCAUAUGCUGAUAUUCACCCCAUGAAGGUGUUGUUUUUAAUCCCCAAGAACCCUCCGCCACGGCUGGAAGGAAACUUUACAAAAGCAUUCAAAGAUUUCAUCGAGGUGUGUUUGCAGAGGGACCCCAAGGACCGGCCUACGGCCAAGGACCUGCUCAAGCAUCCGUUUAUACGCCGCGCGAAGAAAACGAGCUACCUAACCGAGCUCAUCGAGCGCCACAGCCGGUGGGCUGCGACGCACAAGGGCGACGAUGACGAGAGUGACCAAGGGGGCGAAGAAUACUACGAGCGCCGGCAGGUCGACGAGGACAUGUGGGAUUUCGGCACAGUGAGGCUUGUGGGAGAUCGCGGCGGCGUCGUUCCUCGUCCCGGACUUGGUGCCCUGGACGAGUCUGCCACUAACGCCAGAGCGGCGAGAUCUACGGAAAGCAUAGAUGAUUACGGAGAGCGUUCGAGAGACAGCAGUCCGACCAAGAUUCGCGACUUCGGCCGAGACCUCGCCAUCGCCUCUGAUACCCUCAAGGCGGCUAGUGCCAACACGGGGACCUCUCGACAGGCAUCGCCGCAACGGAAGCCAGUACCGUCAGUUGCGCCUGCGCCCCAGUCGCCGGCCAAGGUGCCUCUUCCAAUGUCGCCUGAGAAGUUGCAAAGAGGAGGAGGGGGUCCAGAGACGCCGCGGCCCAUCUCUCGAUUGAUUCCUCCUGCCGUCCCGGUCAGCCAAUCUCCGGACUACGACCGAGAAUUGCAGGUUCAGUUGCAGAAGGACAUGGGCUUGAUGAGUCUAGGCCCUGUCAUUCAGCCCGCCGACUUGCAACACCUCGACGAUGCUACACCCCCGCGGCCCCCUCUCCAUGGGCCUCGGCCAAACAACAAGUUUGCACCGAUUACUCUUCCAGAAAUCCCACCAUACCGCGGCAGCCCGCAGGCACAACAAACGCCGGUCAGGAUACCGAGUCAAACUCCGAAUGGGCAAUAUCGCCAACCGUCUGGACAGGCGGCGCCGCCUCCACCACCGAAGGCGUACGCGCUGCCCUCAAAGACGCAGACACCUACUCCUGAACCCGCGGCUCCUUCGUCCUUUCCCCCGCCAGCGCCGUCUAACCCCAAUGGGGAGCUGGACGCCUUGAACGAUGUCAUUUUCCCUGCACUCGAGGAGGCGCUAAAGAGGAGACAAAUUAGGCUGCAACAGGCAUUCCGACCUCAACAGGGUUCGUCUAGCCUCGUGGCCAUGAACCAGGUGACACCAAAGCAGCAACGAGCAGAGGCGGCUCACGAGAAGCUGCGGAAGCUCGUAUAUAAGCUCGCUCAUGUGUGUAAAGAGAUUGACCACUACGACAAGGCGGAGCCCGUGGGUAUGGGUAGGGACGUUGGCACGUUCCUCGAGGGGCUGUUGGAGGAAAUUCUCGUCAGGGUUGAACCCCUCGACGAGGAGGAUGUUGCGGCGUGAACCGUAUGAUGGUCCAGGCAGCUGUGUGUGAGGCGGAACGACAGACAGGGGUAAUGCUUGGUGGGGCACUAGACGAGCACAUGCUCGCUCGCGAGUCGUCGCCGCCGCCUGACCGGCGAGGUGGGAUGGAAGAUGGGAACGGGCUGCCCCGUUGACGACACGACAAUACACGGGGUUCUGGAGGAAAUCUAUCGCCCCUAUGCGAAAACGAAGAGACUUAUUACAUACGAUGCAAAGGGCCAAAGGGAGGAAAACCGGGGUUGAUGGAAUACGGAAAUGACAAAGAUGACAAGACGACGGAUAUGACAUGACGGAUAGGACAUAUACACAUACACAUACACACACUUGGCCCGUUCCCCUUCUCGUCUUUUGACUCGGAACUGGGAAGGAAACAACGGGUGGCGAGUCCGGGGUUUGAGGAAUAGAGGAUGGGAUGGGGAGGGAAGGGGACGCAGGAGUAAUUCACAAG